This is a messenger RNA of Asterias rubens (European starfish), 3540 nucleotides long. RefSeq names its product protein TsetseEP-like. The record is from RefSeq and is a predicted model, not a curated record. Lineage: Eukaryota; Metazoa; Echinodermata; Asteroidea; Forcipulatida; Asteriidae. The annotation marks the transcript as partial. The transcript has a single exon.
CCCCCAAAUCAGAGCCCAAUCAGAGUCCAAGCCAAAGGCCAAGCCGAACCCAAGCCAGAGCCUGAGCUCAAGCCAGAGCCAAGCCCGACCCAAAUCAGAGCCCAAUCAGAUUCCAAGCCCAAGCCAAAGCCCGACCCGAAACCAGAGCCCAGCCCAGAGUCGAAGCCCAAACCAGAGCCCAAGUUGGAGCCAGAGCCCAAGCUAGAGCCAGAGCCCAAACCAGAGCCAAAGCUGGAGCCAGAACCCAAGUUUGAGCCGGAGCCGGAGUCCAAGCCGGAGCCAGAGCAGAAGCCAGAGCCCAAGCUUAGUCAGAGCCAGAGUCCAAACCAGAGCACAAGCAGAAGCCAGAACCCAACCCAGAGCAUGAGCCAGAGCCCAAGCCAGAGCAUAAGCCAGAGCCCAAGCCAGAGCAUAAGCCAGAACAAAAGCCAGAGCCCAAGCCAGGGCCCAAUCAUGAUUUCAAGCCAGAGUCCAAGCUGGAGUCUGACCCAGAGCCCAGGCUGAAGCCAGAGCCAGAGCCUAAGCCAGAGCCUAAGCCAGAGCCCAAGCCGGAGCCUAGGUUUGGGAAAAAGCCCCUUGUGACGAACAUUGAAUGGCAAACUGGUGCAAGUAGUACAGCGAUAUUAGUAAAAUAGGCCUACAUGUGUGCAAAAAAAACAUUUUUGUUAUUACACUGUCGCAUGUUGUAUACCAUGUGCCCUCCAUGCACUUCGCAUAAUGCGCCAUCCUUACACAUCCGACAGAUAACUCAGUACGUCAUGUGCUUACAGGUCGUGUCCGAAUUGGCGACUUCGGCUACAGCUACGCCUAGGGCGCACGCGUCUGCUAUUCUUCAACACUGACAGACGCGCUGAUCUAGCCGUAGCUGUAGCCAAAAUCGCAAAUUGGGACAAGGCCUUACAUUUUAAUGCAUUGCACAUCACCCAUUACACAAACAGCAUGUACACAAACAUUUCUUCAAGAGUGCUUGAAGAUCCAAGCCAGUAGACGAAGCCCUAUACUUAUUAAGUAGAAAAGCACAUAGCUAUAGCCCCAUAAGAACACAGUAUUAUCAUUUCUAUAACGCCUACAUUUUAAUACCCUUAGAUUGGUCACUGCUUUUCUGUACAUUUUGUAAUAUUAUAAAUUGCUAUUUGAAUUAGAUUUUUUAUUUGUAUCCCGGUGAAGCGCCUUGAGCCUCUUUUUAAGCAGACUUUGGCGCUUUGUAAGAUUCAGCCAUUUUUUUAUACUAAUUAUUAACAAUCAUUUACAAAAAUCACUGCGUCAGAACAUAGAGUGUCCUUACUCUAUGGUCAGAAUUAACGCAAACACAAACGCAAACAAAAUCAGACCACGAAUUGUGUGUAGAAAUAUAAUGUCACAAUAAACCGAAACAGCACCUCUCAUUGGCUGAGAGCAGAGCCAUACAUGUAUAUGGGGAGAGUAAUGCGACUUGCGAUUAGAAGCAUAGAACGCACAGAAGCCAAAAUUUACUGCUAACCCGUGAAAUAUGCUUGCUGUAAGCACAUAAUUCCCUGCUUUCAGAAGCGCCGAUUCUGUUCUUACAGUAAGCACAGCCAUGAAAUUGGGCCAAUGUAAUUCCAGUAAAACCAGUCUGGUAUAUAAUAUUAACUUAAAAAAUUAAAAUCAGAUUAACUAAUACGAGAGAACAGAUUUUGCCUUUAAAAAUAAAAACAAAUAAAUACAACAGGUUAAACAAAAUCAAAAAUACAUCUACUGUAUGUAUCUACAUUAAUCAGACCAGAGCGAAAAAAGAGAAUAAAAUAAUGCUCUAUAUUUAAUAGUUAUCUAAAUUGAGACACAAUUUUUACACAUCGUCGAGAACAAACAAAAAAGGAGGCUUCAUCAUUUUGACUUUGAUAAAUUUAAACAUGAUGAAAGAGGAAUUUCAUAUUUCUUGUCGACUUCAAAAUAAAGAGCUGUUAAUUACCGGGGGAAAAUUCCAUAAAAAUGAUAAAAUAAAAUACAUAAAGAUUUUAAUCUCUAUUCCUCACUGAUUAUAAAUUCACUACCAGUACCAGCUUUCCACAGAAAUAUUUACAAUGUGAUGUCUGAAAACAGUCAAAGUUGAGGAAAUCGCAAUUGAAGACUUGACAACAAACAUUAUGUAAUAAAGAACAUACUCAUUUUGGGGGGCCAGUUUGAACACACGAGGACCAGUCAAAAUUCAUUUAGAGUGAUCCGGCUGCCUAGCUCAGUGUAAAAAAAGAUCCCCAUUAAAUAUGAAUUCAGUUAGUAAUUGUCAGUCCUGCUUUCUUUGGACCUCUUUCUUGUAAAAUUUAUUUUUUAAAUUUAUUUCUUGUUUAUAUCUGAGGAAUGGGUGUUUUUUUUUUUAAACUGAGGGGUGGGUGGUUUUUAAAUUGAGAGGUGGUUAUUAAGGGACAUUCUUCGUUGUACGACAGCUUUGUAGAGGUGCUGGUCACCUGUUCCUCCUUGCCACUCACUGGCUUGGUAUUUUAAUCUAUUUUGUUUCUUUGUAUCGUUAUUUAUCUAGUUAUUUACUUGUAUGCCAGUGUAAAGCGUAAUCAAACUAAGUACAGGUACAGUUGCCGACACGACGGAACAGUAAACUGACAUAUUUCUUGAUCCUAAAAAAAAAUUAUGGGCAAACCCUGCCUCAAUUUAUGCAAACAAACUAUUAAAAACUAAACCAAGAACCACAGCUGCAUCUUUAAACAACUAUCAAUUCAGUUAACAUUAACUCAUAACACUAUCUUAAAUCAGGCAUGUUUUAAAGUAAAAAAUAACAAAAUUAAACAAAUUCUGCGGGAAAUAAACUAACCAAAGAACUGCCACCCCCCCCCCAGGCCUACUACUUAUAGGUGGCAAUUGCAGUUAUUGCUUCCAUUGCCUAUGUGCCCUUGAAAAGUUCCAAUAGAAAUUUACAAUUUCCUCUAAAAGGUCCAAUUACAUGUACCAAGGAGAAAAGGCUUUGGUGCCCUUAAUCUUUCAAAAACUGGGCAUCAAGCCUGCCACAAAGUGUUAAUUUGUGACCUACAAUGUAGUAACAGUACAUCAUUCUUGCUAAAAAAAAGGUGGCUGAAAUGUACCAACAAUUUUGGCACAAGUUUGGAGUAAAAAAAACAAUAUUGUGUAAAAAAAGGCGAAUUUCUGCAAGAUCAUCAAUGAAGGUCAACACCCCCCCCCCUAAAAAAAAUAUAAAAAAAAUAAAACAACAACAAUAAAAUAACAAAAAUGAAAAAUUUAAAAAAGAUUAAUAAUCCAUGCUGCCAAUAUCGCUAAAUUGAGCCUCUACAGUUUAGCAAAAUAUCUCUGCCUACCUGAUGCAGGACAUUUUCAACAAAAGGAAAACAAAAUAAAAAUGGGUUUGUUUCAUCUGCGUGAGCCACUGACCAUGUCUGUAACUAAAUCAGACGCGGCCCACAACUCCCACUUCUGUUUCCCAGAUUCUUCAUAAUGCUAACAAUAAACACAUACAGAGGAUAUUUAAUCCAGACACUUAUAAAACUUUCACAUGUGGCGUGUCAUGGCCGAGCUGUUAAAAGCACCGGAUUCAAGCUCUGCUCUUUGAUCAGCAGA